This is a messenger RNA of Kickxella alabastrina, 1586 nucleotides long. Its product is annotated as THO complex subunit 1 transcription elongation factor-domain-containing protein. Lineage: Eukaryota; Fungi; Kickxellomycota; Kickxellomycetes; Kickxellales; Kickxellaceae. The transcript has 3 exons. The record is from RefSeq and is a predicted model, not a curated record. Gene Ontology annotation, cellular component: THO complex part of transcription export complex. Gene Ontology annotation, biological process: mRNA export from nucleus; regulation of DNA-templated transcription elongation. Bases 87 to 1586 code for a protein of 499 amino acids.
GCGAAAAAACAAUACCUUCUAGUUUGCAACUCCAUUCACUCAUUCACAUCCACACAGCUGCAAACACACUUUAUCGCUUUUAUACCAUGGACGACAAGCCCAGCCUGCGGGAGCUCGUAGAAAAGGCGGUUGCCGCAGUCAUCGACGCGCAGAUUAUAUACAAAGACGAUGCCUCCGCCGUCGAGGAAAUCAUCCAAAUAACAUCGGCGCUGCGCUUGGCACUGGAGAGUGCCGACGAUACAUCCGGCCAGAAGCGCGACCUCGAGUACGUGCUACACACGUGCGUGGUCGACGCAACACAGCACAUUGACUCCGAAGAGGCGCUCGUCCCGCUGCUAUCGCUGCUUGACAUUGCCGCGGUGCUCAGCGACAAGGAGUUGCUGCUCAGCAAAACCGAGGUGGUCGACAGCAGCCUGGCAUUCACGCUGCUCGAGGAGACGAUGGACACGGUUGGCCGGCGCGCGUCGCUGCUGCGGCGCGGCGUGGUGGCGACUGGCGGCAAGGGCAUAGUGAUGCUCAAGAUGUGCAACGGGUUGCUGCGCCGCAUCCCGCAGGCCGACAUGAGCGAGUUUGCCGGCCGCGUGCAGGUCUUCGUGGCCAACAGCUUUGCGCUCUCGGAGCGCUCAGGCGUCAACCUGCGCGGCGACACGGACACACGCCACGUGGCGCGCGCCUCGGAGUCGGUGAGCGGCGACGCAUUGUACAGCGACUUUUGGCUGCUGCAGCGCUACUUUGCCGACCCGCAGAUGCUCAAGACUGGCGACGCCGCGGCCGCGUUCAUUCGCGCUGCCACGGUCACCGUCGACGAGUUCCGGCGCACGAUCAGCUCGCGUGCGCCGCCCAUAACACUCGACCCAACGGGAAAUGAGACGCUGCGCCAUCUGACGUCGCCGUCGCUGCUGCGCAUGCAGAUGGGCGAUGCGCAGGUCAAGUGCCAGGUGCUCCUGCAGCUGCUGAUUCUUGUGCGCCACUCGGCCACGAACAAAGCGCUGACCGGCGGCUUUGCAUUGACCGACGAGGAGCAGGCGGCGCUGCGCGAUCUGCGUAAGCGCGCUACCGGCCAGCUCGUCGGCGCCGCCAACGACCGCGGACUGUUCAGCCGCACGGCUCAGUUCAUCUUGUUCCAUGAGUCGUGCUGGUUCCGGUGGAAGGCCGAAUCGUGCAAGCCGUUUGAGCCGCAGCCGCUGUUGCCCACAGAGCUCAUUGCCGAGAUGCAGGCGGCGGCGCGCAGCUUCUUGGCCCACGGCACAGUGGCCUUUGCUGCGCCUACCGAGGGUGCUGCACCGCUGUGGGCGCUGCCGCCGGCUGUGGCCGCUGAUGUCGAGGCGCUGGGGUGCGCUGAGCAGGGCAUUACGCUGGCCAGCGCCAUGGCCAGUCUGGACCUGUACUGCCGUGAGGACUGCGACUACGAGCUGCUGACGGCCUCUGAGCAGACGAGGGCUGACUUGAUGCAGUGGCGCGCACUGCGUGAGUCCGUCCAGGACAACAUGUUUCGCCGCCUUGACGCUGCGUCGCACGCGCUAGUGGCAGUGCGCGAGUCGCUGAGCGAGUCCGCCAUGCUGAUGGAGGUAGACACGGCAAUGUAA